Neltuma alba is the source of this 2862-nucleotide messenger RNA. Its product is annotated as protein FAM135B-like. Gene Ontology annotation, biological process: lipid metabolic process. The transcript is spliced from 15 exons. Bases 377 to 2620 code for a protein of 747 amino acids. NCBI's taxonomy places the organism in Eukaryota, Viridiplantae, Streptophyta, Magnoliopsida, Fabales, Fabaceae. The record is from RefSeq and is a predicted model, not a curated record.
UUUUAAAAAAUAAUGUAGACUUCUCAAGAAUAAAAAUAAAACAAAUGAAUCAAGCAAUUAACUACGAAUUUUCCAGUUCUGUUUCCACGCAUACUAGUCUGUUUUCUUUUCCCCACAGUUACUUAUUACAAAAGAAAAGGUUGUUAAAUGCUUUCUGUCAAGCCUUCUUCUCAUUCACAUUUAUGAAUUCUAAUUAUUCUGUGAUCCUUACUUGCAGUUCUUAAAGUCAAAAGAAGGAUCCAAGAAUGAAUAUUGCAGCCAGGUUUCACGCAAUGGAUUGUUAAUUUGCUUGAGGAUUCGGGUUACACGAAAGAUCAAGGAGCUAGCUGCUGAAGUUGCCUGAUGUGAUCCCACAUUCAGAGUCAGGCCUGUGGGUAUGUUGAAUAUUGUGCAGGAGAUUGCCAUCUAUAUUGAUAGGUUUCACAAUCUUGACCUUUUUCAGCAGGGAUGGUAUCAAAUCAAGAUUACUAUGAGAUGGGAGAAUACCGAAUGUGUCUCUUUUGGAACUCCAGCAAGAGUUGUUCAAUAUGAGGCCCCCGAUAUGGGUUCUAGCAGUAUAUAUGGUGCAUGGAGGAUUGAUGAUACAGACAACAGUUUCUCAACGCAGCCCUUUCGGAUAAAAUAUGCUAGGCAGGACAUUCAUUUAUGCAUGAUGAUAACAUUCAGAUUUUUACUUGAUGCAUUUGAGGGCUUGCCUACAACUGCUGUUAUUAUGAAAUUUGAGCUUAUGUAUGCUCCCACAGUUCGGAAUGUUUCUGACUCACAAGCUUUUCUGGAUGCAUCCUCUUGUGCUGUCCAUGAAUUUCGACUUCCCCCUAAAUCCCUUUCAGGAUUGCACUCAUACUGUCCUGUCUAUUUUGAUGCUUUGCAUUAUGUGCUCGUUGAUGUAAGCGUGCACGUCAGUAUACUGAAAGCCACUUCUUACCAUUCUGCAUUGAAGGAAUUGGGUGGUGUUGUAGAUAUGAAAGAUGCCAUGCGCACUAAAGCAUUAGUAACUGCUCAUGAUAUAUUGCUUGAAGAACUGUUAAAGUUUAGUAAAGCAAUUGUUCAAACAAUUGAUAUUUCAGAGUUUGUGUCAAAAGGGAGUAAUGUGAAGUUAAUAAAUUCUGUUCUGCAAGCAAGUCGGGUUACUACCAAUGUUGGCGUUUCAGUACAAGGCAAGCCACAAAAUGGUCUUGAGGGACUUAAUGGUGCUCUGGCUUUUCAGAAUGCUGAAGAACUUUGUUCCUUAUCAAAGAGUGAACUGUCGGACUGUUUUAAUUCUCUGGGAGAUCAAAUGCUGUACUUAUGGAACAAAUUUUUAAAGUUUCAUAGGGAAAACAAAACAAAAGUUCUAGACUUUUUACGUGAUGUCUGGGCUGAGGAUCGGAAAGCUGAGUGGUCAAUAUGGAUGCUACACUCUAAGGUAGAGAUGCCGCAUCACUACAUAAAAUGUGAGAGUCAUGGUUCUUCCAACAAACCUAAGCAUAGAAGAUUUUCCAGUUCACUAAAGAUAUCUAAUGAGCCUCCUCAGACUGCAGCAACACGUGCAGAACUUCAUCGAAGGAGCAUCACACAAAUGAGGAUCAACAAUCGGUCAAUUCAAGACAUGCAUAUAUUUGGAGAUCCUUCACAUAUGCCCAUUGUUGUUGUUGAACGUGUGAUGAAUGCACCACGGCGCACGAUCAGUGAUACUUCAUACAUGAAACAUGUUGAGCUUAUGGAAUCACAUAGCCUACAAACACAGCACAACUCUGCUACUGUAGACGACCAAUUGGUAUCAAAAGUUAAUGCUUUUACACUGAAGAUUGUUGUCUUCGUACAUGGGUUUCAGGGGCAUCAUCUGGAUCUACAGCUUGUCCGAAAUCAAUGGCUUUUGAUAGAUCCCAACAUAGAAUUUCUGAUGUCCGAGGCUAAUGAAGACAAAACUUCUGGAGACUUGAGAGAAAUGGGGCAAAGGCUAGCUCAGGAAGUUAUUUCUUUUCUUAAAAGGAGGAUGGACAAAGCAUCUAGAUCUGGUCACUUGGGAGAUAUUAGAAUAAGUUUUGUUGGGCAUUCUAUCGGUAAUCUCAUUAUAAGAACAGCAAUAGCAGAUAACAGCAUGGAGCCAUAUCUAGGAUACCUACAUACGUAUCUUUCUUUAUCUGGUCCACACCUCGGAUAUCUUUAUAAUUCAAGCUCCACAUUUAAUUCGGGAUUGUGGCUUUUGAAGAGACUAGCAGAGAUACGGUGCAUUCAUCAGCUCACUUUCACAGAUGAUCCGGAUAUCCAAAAGACGUUCCUCUAUAACUUGUGUAAGAAGAAGACCUUGUACCAUUUCAAGCAUAUUAUAUUGGUUUCUUCCCCUCAGGACGGUUAUGUGCCGUACCACUCUGCUAGGAUUGAAUCGUGUCAGGCAGCUUCACAUGACACUUCAAAGAGGGGAAGAGCGUUCCUAGAGAUGUUGAACAAUUUGUUGGACCAAAUCCGUGCCAAUCCCUUGCAUCAUCGAGUGUUUAUGCGUUGUGAUGUCAAUUUUGAUACGACUGCCUUGGGGAAGAAUUUUGACUCCUUCAUUGGCAGGGCUGCUCAUAUUGAAUUUCUCGAGUCUGACAUUUAUGCCAGGUUCAUUAUGUGGUCUUUCCCACAGUUUUUUCGCUAACAAUUUCUCCACUUUGCCCUCUCUUCAAUAUUCAGGGGUGAUCUCAAAUUGAUGUCAGGGGCUUAAAACAAAUGCAUCAGUUUGCAGUGCACUACGUCUAAUCUGUAUUCUUUCUCCCACUUGGAAAUUUCUGUCAAAUUGUAUACAUAUUUUUUUAGGACGUGUUCCGAGGAACCAACUGAUAUUAUCAUGUUAGGUUACACAACUGGAAGUCAGUAAUUGUUUCCCUCUUUCUGUCGCUU